Molecule: messenger RNA, 1782 nt
Organism: Phytophthora nicotianae INRA-310
Lineage: Eukaryota; Oomycota; Peronosporomycetes; Peronosporales; Peronosporaceae
Exons: 3
Coding region: 38-940 (300 amino acids)
Biological process (GO): regulation of DNA-templated transcription
Molecular function (GO): DNA-binding transcription factor activity
Source: RefSeq, a predicted model, not a curated record
AGAUAACCGUUGCUACAGUUCUCAAUUCCUUAGACGCAUGCAGAACCAAGGCGGAGCUCAAGGCGGCGAUGGCGAUCUGCCCUCGUCGCUGCCCUCGUACAUGCCUACAUCCUCGCAGGGUGCGCCAACAGGCCUGCCUUUCGGAUACAAUAUACUGAACCAGCCAGGUGCGAAGCCCGAUGCUGAGGCGGCUCAGCGCCAAUGGAAGGGACCUAGCCAGAAUCAGUUCAUGUACAUGGGUAACGGAGCUCGGCCUGCUGCUGAGGCGGUCAAGAGUGCGGGGCCCACUGGAUCGCAGCCUAGCCCAUCCGAGGGUAUGCGUAGCAUGACGUUCCAGGAAGGAGGGAGCUAUCAGAUGAUGACAGCGGACGGGAAGGCGGCAGUCCCAGCCCCAACUGUCGCUGGGAUGCCCGUAGCGCUUAAACUGGGCCGCCAGGACGCCACGCCGCCCUCUCAGAUUUCGGCAGCGCAGUUCGCAGCAAGUACAGGUGGAUUGGCCAUGGAUACGGCGCUGCUGGCGCGUGUGAGUGGCACAGAUCCGUCGCUCAUGGGGUCGGAGGAGAUCAAGCAGAUCAUGCGCACGCCCGAUCUGCUGUCCAUUUACCAGAAGCUGCAGGAGGAAGAUGACAGAAGACAGAGACGACUGGAACGUAACCGAGCAUCGGCUCGAGUGCGACGUGAGAAGAAGAAAGGCAUGGUAGAGACGUACGAGGCGGAAGUAUCCAAGCUCGAGAGCUCGCUGAAUAUGCUCAAGAACCACGAGUUUGGCACAGGCAAUGCUCAGGAAUUAUCGACUGCAUUGGAAUACAGCUCGGGGGAACAUCUUCGACACGCGCAGAUGUCGAAGGAAGCCAAGAUGGAGCUGAUGGGGCGAAUUCUCGACCAGCACUCACGCAAUACGGACGCGGUGCGAUUCUCUCUGUGUUACAGCUAUAACUGAGCGGAUUAUUGACGCAUUUCGUUUGCUGUGUGGAUGUACAGAUCCGUCGGUCUAAUGCUGAAAACCAAGCACUAAUCGCAGUAGCUGUGGACAAUUCGGAGUUUUCUCGGGCUCUACGCGCGCAACUCGGGCUCACCCCAGAGCAAUGUCAGCGGCUGGCAUCCCUGGCUGUACCAACCAGUCAAGAGGCCCGAAAGCUGGAUGCUAUUCGGAAAUGCUUUUCUGCGCUUCGAGCUCAUGAUUGGCUUUACGUUCCUGGCAUUGAGGUAAAGCGUCAUGUAGUUUUGAUCCGUCCUCCUCGCUCUCGGAAAACUGAUGGUGACUUUUGUGUUGCAGACAAUUCUGCACCAGUCGCGGAACACGAUGACUCCGCACCAAUUCCAAAAGUUCCUGUCCUGGUCUGUGGAGAAUCGCGCGUCGAUCGACCGGUUACAGUUUGUACCAACGCCGUCUGCUUCAGAGGCCGAAAAGGACCUGACAUUUAUCUUCUCUGAAGACUAAUUUACUGUUGCAGUUCAUGCCACCACUUUGCUGUAUAGCGCUGCGUGGGUGAAUCACAAUGAGGGAAAGCCACGUAUUUUGCGUCGCUUUUUUUUUGCCUCGCGUAUGCGCGGAUGAUCAACGUCUUCAGUUGUCCGACCCCGUGGCGAGAGUUUCAAGCCUUCUCUGUAGUAAGCAACCGGGAUUUAUUUGUAAUAGAAGACGAAAAACACUCAGCAAGUCGAUUGCUCGAACUGUAUGUGUAUAUUCGCGUCAUGACAGACUCUCGCACCCCCUGUUGUUCACAUGUCGAGGAAGUUCUGGAUUAGCUUGAGGCCGUCCUCGGUCAGGAUGCUCUCCGG